Molecule: messenger RNA, 2196 nt
Organism: Fundulus heteroclitus (mummichog)
Lineage: Eukaryota; Metazoa; Chordata; Actinopteri; Cyprinodontiformes; Fundulidae
Product: zinc finger protein 3-like
Exons: 4
Coding region: 346-1554 (402 amino acids)
Biological process (GO): negative regulation of transcription by RNA polymerase II
Molecular function (GO): DNA-binding transcription repressor activity, RNA polymerase II-specific
Source: RefSeq, a predicted model, not a curated record
UCCUCACCACAUGGUGGCGCUAGAGCAGCAAUCCGCUGUUUGCUGACCGCCAAUAAACACCAAGAAGUCUGAUUUCCGCUACCAGCAGCUAGCUGCUGUUUCCAUUGUUUGCUGCUGGACGCUUUCACAGCUUCCCACCAUCCGAACCGCUCGGUCCACAACCAACCACACCCAACCAGGAUCCAGUCCAGCAGGCGUCCCGGUUCCGACUGACCGCUGGAUCCGCUCCAGAACCCGGAGGAGAAGCGGGACUCCCCCACGGCUCGGAGCUGGAAGCUGCACCGGGUUGCAUCUCACAACAUCUGAAGACCAAACAGGUUCUGUAAUUCAUCUAGAAGGAGCAGAAUGAAGGAAGAGGAGGGUGAGAUGAAGAUUGAGGAGGAGAACCAUGAGAAGAAGGUCGAGGUGAAGCAAGAGAACCAUGAGGUAAAGAUUGAUUUAAAGCAAGAGGAUAAUGAUGAAGGUAAAGUUCAGGAGCACCAGGAGGACUACCAGGACCAAGAACCUGACCACCACACUUUGAACACCACGACCCGGAGCAGCAGAGCCUUUUCCUCUGAUCCCAGUGAUCUACAGGAACAUGAAGACCAUCGACAGACUGGUGGAGCCCUCAAUGUACCAACAAGACCAUCGAAAGGAAGGGUUUUUGGGCAGACUUUGGAAAAUAAAUACACCUGUAACCAGUGUGGUUUAACAUUUGAAAUAAAAUCUUAUAUGAAGAUGCAUCAAUCAAAACACCAUACAGAGAGACCAUACCGCUGUGGCCAAUGUGGAGCAUCAUUUCAAUUGAAAACCUGUUUAAAGAGACACAAAUUGAUCCACACUGUGGAAAGACCAUUCUGCUGUGACCAGUGUGGAGCAACAUUUAAAAGAAAAUAUGAUUUAAGGGUACAUCUAAGAAGCCAUGCUGGUGAGAGACCAUACACCUGUGACCAAUGUACUGCAACUUUCCAAAGAAAAGCUAGCUUGAUGAUACAUCAACGGAUCCACACUGGAGAGAGAUCAUAUAGCUAUAACAAGCAUGGAAAAACUUUUAGGACUUCAUCUCCUUUAAAGAUACAUGAACGUAUCUACAAUGGGGAGAGAGCAUACACCUGUGAUCAAUGUGGGGCAUAUUUUCAAACUAAAUGGAGCUUAAGAAAACAUCAACUGAUCCACACGGGAGAGAGACCAUACAGCUGUGACCAGUGUGCUGCAACUUUUCUAAGAAGAGAUACCUUAAUUGGGCAUCAACGGAUCCACACUGGAGAGAGACCAUACCGCUGUAGCAAGUGUAAAGGAACUUUUAAAACCCAGGCUGAUUUAAAGAGACAUCAACGAAUCCACAAUGAAGAGAGACCAUACAGCUGUGACCGUUGUUCUGCAACUUUUCAAAGAAACGAUAGCUUAAUUGUGCAUAAACGGAUCCACACUGGAGAGAGACCAUACAGCUGUUACCAUUGUGGAGCAACUUUUCAAACAACAUCCAAUUUGAAGGUGCAUCAUCGAAUCCACACUAGAGAGAGACCAAACAAUUGUGAUGGGCCAGAAUCUGUGAAUCUGGAGGCUGAGUAAAACGUAAGUAACUUCAAGAAAAUGACUUAGGUCCUGUUGUGACAGGAAAUAUCCGAACUUUGCAAAUGAAAAAAUGCAGAUCUGCAGAAAUGUGUGAAUGUUAGCUCAUAGAUGUUAAAGUGCCCUCAAUUUCAGUAAAUAACAGAGGUCCAAGGAUUAAGGGCUCUGAAUUCAGAAAGCUAACAGCUAAUGACAUGUGAUGAACAAGAAACUUGGUUGGUGGGUUGUUGGACUCCUGAUUUAGAUUAUCUUUACAUUGAGUUUUGGAUUUCCUUUAAAUUCCACGAAUUAGAAUCUUUCUAUUUCUUAAUUCUUAAAAUAGUUAAACUUUUCAAAUCAAGUAGUUAUUUAUAAUCGGCACACCCUCUCCUGUAUGUUGGAUUUUCCCUCAGUCAUCAGACUAUUGGAUUACUCUUUGUUUCGUGGAUUACUGAUCAAAUAAGGAUUGCUCUGUAUUUGGAGUCCCUGGACUACACCAUGUUUUCCUUUCAAGGAUCAGCUGAGUUACGGCAUGCUGGGACUAUUAGGACAGUGUGAAACCUGUUGUGGUGUUCCUAUGUGGUAUCUACUCAGCUGGUGAGAGUAUUGUGUUGCUGUGCCCGCUAAGCUUGGCAUUAAAGAUAAAUAAAAAUUCCUAUUGAA